CCACCCCCAAGUUCCAGGCUUCCAGCCCCCUUCCAAAUGGAACCUGACCAUUCCGCGUCAAUUCAUCCUCCAUGACGGGGGAGUAAGGUCUCCGUACGGAUCCAACACCUCUAGCAAUUCUGCGCUGACUGUGCCGCUCGCAUAUCAAACAAGAUUAGACUCAUCCUUGCCUUACCUUACCUUGGAGAGACAAUACACACGCUGCCUCUUUCAGUCUCCGUCCCUUCCGACGUCACCUUAUCUCAAGACCUUAAGCUCGUCGUCUGCUCCAACCCCGGCCUCGCGCCGUUUGAACUACAAUCUACAGGCCUCCCCCCGGUCCCUCGAGCGGUAAUGGACAAAUCGUAGAACUGUAUCCAUACCUUACUUUUCUCUUUCUAGGGGAGGGUUACUUUCGCGUAGAUUUCCGUUUCGCGGAACAACAUCAACCACCUCACCACCAAUUCACGGCCCCUCAUCUUCAAGCUCCCAGCCCCUCGUUUGCUCGCUCAUUCGCGCGCAAUCAUCAAGUGCUCUAUUCAAACGCACUUUGGGUCAUGUCGUCGUCGUCGUCGUCGUCGUCGUUGCUGCUGUCGUCAUCAUCUUCUUCAUCGUAGUCGUCGUUUCCAUCUGAUGUCAAUGCCCAUGGUUCGUGCUUUGACACCACAGCGCAAGGUGACAAGGCUCUUUGCAAGCUUUGCUUCUGAGUAAAUCAAUUUCAACUCUGCCAGUCACGCCACCUGCAUUCACACAACCUCUCUCCAUCUCGGCACAUCGAGCCGAGUUCCCGUCCAAGUCGCGAAUCUUGGAUACGAUCAGACAACACGGCGGCGCCAUGGUCCAACAAGCGCAAUCCGAUUCUCAACCUCAGCGUCGAUCAGCUGCCGCCGACAUGUCCGUUGCCAACAACACCAGCGCAAGAUCCCAACACCCAUCAAAGAGCCCAGCGCCACCUCACGAUGAGGCUCAGGUCGCAAAGAUUCCUCACUUCCUCCCUCACGAGCGCGUCUUCCCCAUACAGAUAGGCAAUGAGCUGUUUAAGCUCUCCGGCGCAUCCAUUUCAUCCGAUGCGCCGUCGUACUUCUCUCAAUACUUUUACUGCCAGGUCAAAAAGGCACAAGAAACCGGCGAGGACCUCUCCAAUGCCAUCCGCACCUUGUACAUCGACCGCGAUCCCCAGACCUUUGCCGACAUCUCCCUCCACCUCCAAGGCUAUCAUGUCAAACCCAGAGACGGCACGCACUUUGUGCGACUAUUUGCCGACGCCCAAUUCUAUAGCUUGCCCAAGCUGAUAUCACAGCUCUACGAGGAGUCAAUAUUCAUCUCCAUCGGUCACCGCGAGUUUCAGAUCCCCCGCGAUAUCUUCACCGACCCAGGCAAUUCGCCAAACUUCUUCUCCCUCGGCUUCGCAGUCUUCUUCUCGAACCCCGAAGACCUGUUCCCCGGCCUUGACCGCGAAGGCCUCCUCCGCCCGCCCUCCAUCCUACCGCCGUCCGUCCCAAACCGCUCCGCCGAUACCUUUGCCGAGAUCCUACACCUGCUACGCGGCUACCCCGUAACGAUCCGCAACGAGUCGCACCGCGCCGAGCUACUGCGAGACUGCCGCUACUUCAACUUCAAAGGCCUGGAGCAGAAACUCAUCCCCCACCACAUCAGCCACAACCAGAGCCGCCGGCGCGAGGAGAUCCUCCUGCGCCUCGAAGACAUACUCAAAAGCGGCAUCAGCGUCGCCGCAGACGUCUCGCCCUCCCCCGCCGACCACCUCUCCGGCUGGGUAAACUACGCCCGCCCCUACGUCGACGACCGCGCGGCGGAGCUGGUCCUCGAAAUCGGCGGCGAGAGCACCCGCCUCCACUUCCACCACAGCUCCGGCUCCGUCCGCGCCGAGUUCUUCAAGGACACCCGCGCCCGUGUGGCGCGCCUCUUCGAAGUCGUGGCCACCAAGCUCAACCUCCCGCCGACGACGCAACCCCUAGGCCUCCUCAUGGCCUCGGGCGGCGCCGGCAGCCAGCCCCCGACACCGGGACACACCCCGCUCAGUGAGGACCUCGUGCGCGUGUCCAUCGACAGCGACACCUCCAUCACCCUCGACGGCAGACCACACACCCUAGACUUUGAAGACCUACAGCCCGUCACCGCCAACAACAGCAACAACAACAACAACAACCCCAUGUCCGCGGCCUCGAGCACAGCCGAAUCACCCACAGCAACGACAGCGUUCCAGCCCAACUCGCGCAAGCGGAGACGGGUCGACUCUCACGGCUUCGCGACGGCCGCAGGCCAGGGCCAGGCGGCGCUCGCGGCCGAGGAGUGGGUAGUUCGGACGGGCCAAUGGAGGCUCAAGAUCCAGGGGUCGCGCGGCGGAAAGAGCUCCGUCGAGUGCGUGCUCGUCGCCGUCAAGCUCGACGCGUAUAGCUCGGAGAAUGCAAGGAAUGCAAACAGGGGGUUCCUGAACGGAUGAUGGGGGCUGCCUGCUUUAGACGGAUACCACCAAUAUGCAUUCGAACCGCUUUCCAUCCCCCCUUGCCCCGCCUUCCGGUCUUGAGUCUUUUCACAAUCGUUCGAUAUAGGUCGCAAAGUUGGGAUAUCCAAUAUGUUUGAGGAGUUGUUUGGGAUCCUUGUUUUUUUUUUUUUCUUGUGUUCCCAGGGGAGCGGGCGGAAAAGCGACGGGAAGUGGAUAUACUAUACUACCUUCUUGCAUGACGUUACGACUUUUUGAUAUUACUCGCUAUACUCGCUAUGCUUUUGCUACCUAUACCAUUACCAACUAUCAACAACGUCGAAAAAAGUAGGGGGAAUAUUUUUCGAGGCGAGACCUUCUUUAAAGAGAGAAAGGGGGUUAGAAGGGGG
This is a messenger RNA of Colletotrichum scovillei, 2829 nucleotides long. Its product is annotated as BTB/POZ domain-containing protein. Lineage: Eukaryota; Fungi; Ascomycota; Sordariomycetes; Glomerellales; Glomerellaceae. The record is from RefSeq and is a predicted model, not a curated record. The transcript has 3 exons. The coding region runs from base 815 to 2440 and encodes 541 amino acids.